Moneuplotes crassus is the source of this 798-nucleotide messenger RNA. Lineage: Eukaryota; Ciliophora; Spirotrichea; Euplotida; Euplotidae. The record is from the annotation of a GenBank genome assembly.
AUGAAUUCUUAUAUUGUUGGAGACAACUCGAUCAAUCAGACUGUGAAUCAGUUGUUGCAAGAAGUAGAUUUACGCAAGAGUUUCGAUCAGUUUGAGCUGAUUCGUUUUCCUGUUGAGUUUAUGCUAAUAGGGUCUCAAGAAGUACCGAUUCUAUGAGAUCCUUCGAAAUCCAUUGUAGGAGCAGGUAAACAAGAUAUAUGCUCCAAAGAUUCACAAAUUAAUAUGUUUCAUCUUGAUGAUACUCCAAGCAAUGAUAAAUUUUAUAGCAGUUCUCAAUUUUGCGAGUUUGUCCAAAACAAAUAAACAAAAUCUUUUAAAGAAAUGUUAUCAGAAUUCUUGAAGUGAUGAUCAGAUAAACUCCAUGAUCGAUUAUGUGACUAGAAGAAUUGGAGGCACUUCUUCAUCUAAAAGUUUACCUAACGAUGAUAUCACUCUAACUUGCGAAUCUUUAACCCUAAAUAUUUCAGAGGAAGAUACAGCAGAUAAAAGAAUCAAAGAGCUGCAGGGAUUUAAAUGCUCAAUCUUUUCCUAUAUCACACAACAGAAAAGAAAAUAAAAAAGUCAUCAGAUGAAGAUUCGGAAACUGCAAAAAGACAUUCUCAAGAACCUGGAACUUCAUAGACCACGCAAGAAUGCACUUAAAAAUAAGACCACAUAAAUGCCCCAGCUGUCUAUCCUCCUUUACCCAAAAAGGAAACAUGCUAAAACACAUACACUCAAUGCACCCCUCCUCACCUUCACUCUAACCCAUUCCCCAAAAGAUGGCCUUCUCCACCCAUUCUGUACUAUGGCUCCACC